GGUUUUUUUUAUGUUUUACAUUUUUAUUCCUAUUCUUGUGUUUCACAUUUAUACACUGUUUGUGUGUGUGCAUCUGCAUUCUUUAUGGGAUUCCAAAUUCACAAAUGAUGAGACAAGCCAAGCAUAUAUAAACGUGUAUGGUAAAUGUGAUUCAUGGGAAUAUUUUUUUUUCGUUUUCGUUUUCGUUUUGUUUUCUGUUUUCUGUUUUUUUUUCUUGUAUCAUCAUCAUUUAUCUAUAUCUACCAUUCAUUCAUUACACUUAUAAUACAAUUACGCUGUUAAUGUAAUGAAUCCAUCAAAGAAUGCCGUUCCAAUUGAAACAUUCAUUAUUUGUUAUUAUUAAACGAUCGAAUAUGAUGGCUAUUUUUUUGAUGAUUAUUAUUAUGAUGAUGAUCGAUACAUCUUAUUCAAUGCGUAAUAGAUCAAAUCGUACUCGUUGUGUAUUAUAUGGAAAUCAACGAAGAUGUUUAAAUGAUGGUUCUUCUGGACAUAAUUAUCAUCGUAACCAGAAUAAUCAUAAUCCCAAUGAAUGUAAUCGAUUUAAUUCUAAUAUUGAUAAUUUCAAUUUCAAUGAUGGUGACGGUGAAAAUAAUCAACAAUCAAAUUGGCGAAAUAGAAUGAAUAACAAUAAUAAUGGUACGAAUCGACCAUUGGAUUCAUGGCCUGGACAAAAUCAAUGGAAUUCGAAUCGAAUGAAUAAUAAUAAUAAUAAUAAUAAUGGUGGUGGUAAUUCUAAUCGAAAUAAUGGCUACGGUGGUGGGAACUCAUCAAACCAGAAUUCUAAUCAAGCAAAAAACAAUAUGAAUAACCAGAAUAAUGGUGGUAAUUCUAACAACAACAACAACAACAACGGUAAUAAUAAAGAGGUCACUACAACUGAAGCAAUCAAUGAUAUUGAAAAAUUUUUAGUUGGUCGAAGGCGUCGUCGAAGACGUCGUCGUAAUGCAUUGUGGAUGAAUCCAAGCCUUUAUAUGAAUCGUGCAAUUGGUCGUAGUUUAUCCAAUGGCUAUAUUCAUAAUAAAGAUGAUGACAAUGGUGAAAAUGAUGAUGAUGAACAUAAUAAUGGUAUGAAUGAUCAUGGACUUUAUGAUCAAAAUAAUGGUAAUAACAACAAUCAUCGUCAUUUUGGUAACAAUAAUCGAUUUAGUGGAAUUCGUACUAGUGGUAUUCGAGAUUAUUGGGAACGUAUUGGUUCUGGUGAUCGUAAAGAUCAUCAUCAUCAUCAUCAACAACAACAACAGCAGCAACAACAACAACAACAACAACAGCGAGAUCGACAACGAGAUUCAUCAUCAAUGAUGAAUAAUCAACAAUAUCCGAUUCGGCCAUUUUUUUCAUUACAACAAACACGAACAACAUUUCCAUUGUUUAGACGUAAUAUUCGUUUAUUUUGAUUUUAUCAACAGAUUCAAUAAUGAUAAUAAUCAUAAACUAUCAUAAAAAUCAUACACUCCAUUGAACAUAAUAAUUACAACAAUUAAAAUCAAUUGUAAUCAUCAUCAUCAUCAUUAUCAUCAUCAUUGAACUCUUAAUCGCAGUAUAUUUUGUUU
This is a messenger RNA of Dermatophagoides farinae (American house dust mite), 1550 nucleotides long. RefSeq lists its product as uncharacterized. NCBI's taxonomy places the organism in Eukaryota, Metazoa, Arthropoda, Arachnida, Sarcoptiformes, Pyroglyphidae. The record is from RefSeq and is a predicted model, not a curated record.